This is a messenger RNA of Achroia grisella, 6295 nucleotides long. RefSeq lists its product as uncharacterized. The transcript has 17 exons. NCBI's taxonomy places the organism in Eukaryota, Metazoa, Arthropoda, Insecta, Lepidoptera, Pyralidae. The record is from RefSeq and is a predicted model, not a curated record. The coding region runs from base 1 to 5523 and encodes 1840 amino acids.
AUGAGCGACUUGCAGGCUACCUUCGAGUUCUCCGUAGAACUUUACAAGUUCUACAAUGUCGACCUCUUCCAAAGAGGGCUUUAUCAAGUACGCGUUGGUUUACGCGUAUCGCCAAAGGUGCCGGUGCACAUCGAGGCUUCGGUGUCGAGCGGAAAUGGAGCGGCGAGGACCGGCAGACCAUCCACUGCCGCCUCGCUCAUUGGAGGUCUGGCAGCAUCACGGGCCUUCCAGAUCAUGUACAGGAAUGAAGAGGUUACGCUGCGAGACAUCAUUCACUUUAGAGCCCAUUUGCUAGUUGAUAGCCGCAAUUUAAAAGAAUCUCUAGAACGCGCAGAAUGGAGCCUUGGAGUAGAACUAUGGUGCAGCGAAGGGGCUCAAUCUAGUACCCUUGCACCUGUCUCAUGCCGUGUCCUCAAACUCCACUUCCAACCUUCGCAAGGUCUACAUUACCACCUCCCAGUCCUCUUCGAUUAUUUCCAUCUAUCCUCUGUUUCCAUAACCAUACAUGCGAGCCUGGUAGCUUUGCAUCAGCCAUACAUUAAGAAAAGUAUCAUGCAUUAUGUACAAAGCUGUACCCCACGUUCAAGCAAGCAAUGGGGAAAACUAAUGAAAAGUGCUGGUGCCAAUUUUAAUACAUCAGGAAGCUUCGAGAACGUGCUCUUCGGCUCUACGGGGAAGUGUGCCGGGGGUAACUCAAGCAAAAUAGCACACGCGAGGCAAGUACAUGCUGAGGUGUGUGGAAUUCUACUAGGCUCUUUGGAAGGGUUACAAACUGCUUUAGCAAUAUGCGGUUCAACGGGUGUGAUGCUUACCCCUGAGGAGUCCACUUCAAAUUCCGUCGUUGGAGAAGUGGCGCAAAGAAUAAAAGAUCUCAGCGAUAUCGGCAAGAAAGCAGAAGCAGGAGAGGAGGAGGAGUGGGCUGCGGGCGCUGCACAUGAUAUUGCGCGGCUGUGUGCGGAGGUGACGCUGCGCUGGCGUGCCUUCCUCCACCACACCACCGAUCGACCACACGUGCACCACGCGCUAGCAGCCAGUCACCACGCAUUACGAAUCAAGCGCUUCUCCGAAUGCUUCUUUGUGCUGGAUAACCCAAGGCAUUCCCUGGCCGGCUGCUACGAUAGCAAUUAUCAGUCCUACCAAAGCGUAGGUGAAGUAGCAAGACGUUCAAGAUAUCUCGCUCUACUACCUCCGCUACCUGUACAUUGUAUAGCACUUGAUGGAGAUCCACACAUCAUGCCCAUCAUAUUUGAAGACAGAUAUCAGGACACAGCGGAAUUUGCAAGGCGCCGUUCGUUUCUUAAUUCAAAUGCUAAUAAAUCUGGGAGCGAUCCAUUUUUGUGCUCUGAAUCAUUGCCAGAUGAUUGCGCAUGCAGUAUUAGUUCAUUAAUGGAUUCAAGAAGGCCAUCAUCCGAAGCUUCCAGAGUCACACUAACUUUGCCUAAAACUAUAAUUGAUGUGCUCGAACCCCAAUUUAAUGCGCCCAAAUCUAAUCCCAAUAUUGUCCAAGCAACAUUAACUUUAGCCCCUCAAAAAUCAGCUCGUGGAUCUCCGAAACGAGCAUUAGUUAAACAGAAUGUUAUUGAACUAAACAAACCUCACAAUAAACAACUUGAAAUAACUGGAAGAAACAGAUAUAUUGUUCAAAAUAAUCAAAUUAGUGAAAUUCAACUACCACCUAACAAUGCUUUUGCAUCAUGUUCUAUCCAACAAGGACAGCAAAUGUCUCGGUACUCUACUUCAACGUUAAUAGACAUAAACUCAUUAAAAAGCAAUACAAAUGUAUCGCAUUUAGGAAUGGAUAAUUCAAAUCGGAAUGAAGUGUUUCGUCAGAAACAUGAAAUAACUAGUGGAGUGAGCACAUUACCAGCCAGACAUAGCAAAUCGUUAGACCAAUUAAGAAUAUCACAAAUGGCACAACCUCUUAGUAAUACUACAGCGUUAUCAAAGAAUGUUAGAAAUAGUUCUAAUCAAUCUGUAAACUAUCCAAAACCAUAUUUACCACCACAUCAAAUGAAACCUACUACUCUUCCUCGAAGUGUCACAACAACAGCUUAUCCCACAAAUACAACAGUAAGAUGCGGAUCUAAAGGGGAUGACUAUAGAAGAAAUAUCAGUGAAUUUAGAGAGAAAUAUAAAAAUCCGUGCAAUCUUAAUAUUAAUCAACAUGGAAUGAGUAAUGAGGUAUUUCACAAUGUAGGAUAUAAGUACGAUGGAGUAAUAAAAUCUAAUCCUAACCAGGUGUACGGAUAUACAUUCGGUAAUCAGGGUACAAUGCAAACAAAUAAUGUUAUUCGAAAUCCAUUAGAAUUUCAAAGAGGCUACAGUGUAAAUUUACCCCGUCCUAUGUUGCCUCCACGUAAUUCUUACCCACCUGUUAGUGGUAAAACUCAAGUGACUGAUCAAAGUAAUUUAGUUUCUAAUAAACAUGUUCAUAGAUCAAAUUCUACCCAUGGAUUUCAUCAAAAUAUGGAUACCCAGCAUAUUGACAUUGAAGCUGCCCGUAAUCAACUUAGACAUGAACUUAAUUACUAUUUGCAAAAAGGUGACUGGAGUUAUGAUUUUAACACUGGUAGUUUGAUUCAAAACUACCAGAAAAAAUCAAGUAAAAGUAGUGACGACAGUGGAUUUGUAAUGACUUUAGACAGAAGUAGUGACGGGACAUCAAAAUCAAAUUAUUCAAAAACACCGCCGUCUACACCACAUUCUACUAUGCCUUCGGUAAGACAUAAAAAGAGCCGAUCAAAAGAAUCUAAAUUAAAUAACAGCUAUAAAGACAAUUCCAAGAUAAAUUCUAGUCGAGACUCCUUAAGUAGCCAUCAUUCCAUAAAAUCAAGAGACAGCAAGUCUGACCGCCAAACAUCAAAAUCGGAACGAAGUACUCCAAAAUCCGAUAGAGUAACACCAAGGUCAGGCAAGAGUACUCCAAAAUCGGGAGGUGUUACCCCAAGAUCUGGAUUGGCUACUCCCAAAUCCGGUAGAGUCACACCGAAAUCAGGACUGGCUACUCCAAAAAGUGGUAGAUCUAGUGGCAAACUGGAAAAACGUACAAAACGUAGAGAGAAAAUAGCCCAAUUAAUAUCAAAAACUGCUUCUUCGUCGAGUAAUGAAAGCAUACCAUUUGAAUUAAGUAGAUUAGAAUCAUCGGCCAGUGUACCAUAUAGUCUUGAUCAUGGCCCAGAAUUACUUCGACACUGUAGAAGUGCCGCCUCUGUUUUGGAUGAACCUAAUCUUAACAAUACUUUUGGUUCAGAAUCCCUUCCGAAUUUAGCACCACCACCAGCCUUUGAAUCACCGCCACUAGAUAUUACUGAUAAAGAUUUUAAAAUAUUGCCACCAGAUAAUUUCCUUACCAAAGAAGAAAAAAGAAGUCGUAGUAACUCAACAUCAAGCCUAAGUGAACAGAGUGGAUGGGUAUCUAGUGGUCGUAGUUCAGGUCCAUCAACACCGGAUAAUGCCAGUUGUCAAUUAAAUCAAAAUUAUUUACCUAGCACCUCACAUGCGACUAAAGUAUCAAAUAAAAAAUAUAACAAUGGUGUGGAACAUUGUAAAGUAGAUGGUGAAUUAAUAAGUGACUCAAAGCAAGCGCUUAAUGGGGAACAGUUACGAGAGCGGUUAUUGAAAUUAGCUGUAAAAGUGGCUCAGAACUCGAAUGAGAAAAUUGAAUGUUGUGAUAAAGAAGUUUGCGAAGAGUGUACUAUAUGUAGUGAUUCCAUAUGCACGGACAGUCAAUGUGAAUAUAACAAGUUAAUGCACAGUAAUGGUAUAGAUGCUGGAUGUAACUCAGACACGUGUACGGCGAGUUGUUUCCAACAAUGUUCAGAACCAAGCGUAGGUAAACUUAAUCAAAGACACAAUUCAUUUAGUGCCGUUCAAGGUAAGUCAUUUAGUUCUACGUCGAAAAAUUCAAAUGAAGGAACAGUAAAAAAAUCUCAAACUAUGAAUGAAAACCUGCAUCCAUACAUACGUAAAGAGAUCACCCCAAAACUACAACAAAUACCAGCAAAAUCUAGUUCCAUAGAUAAAACCAAAUUAAGAGAUAGGAUAGAAUAUACAGAAAAAUUGAUAGCAGCAGAAAUAAGAAGUCUAUCAGUAGAAAGGCCAUGUAAAAGUCAUGUGACAAAAUCAAGUGCUGUAGCCGCUGUACAAAAGUACCAAAAUAAAGCCCGGUCUGAAGUGAAUUUAGCGCAUUUCCUUGGAGAUAAUGAUUAUGAGCACUUGCCACCUCCUCAACAAUUUCGAGAUGCACCACCACCUCCUGAUGAAUUCAAGGACCCACCAACAAAAUCUCCUAAACUAAGCAGACAAAGUAGCAAAUCCUCUACACCCUCUAAAACUCCACGAAAACAAACAGCACAGCCAUCAACACUACAGUUAGAUAAUCCAUUGUAUCACGUAUGUGAAGGUAUAAUGGAGAGACGAAAGCUGAGACCCCUGCAGUCAGUAAGCUCAGGAAAUGUUACUCCUGGAAGCACGCUUAACAAAAGUCAAAGCACUGGAGAACUUGCUAACAGAAAUGAUAACGAACAACGAGAGAGUAACCUUGUCAGCAUAUUCGGUCUGGCAGAAUCUGAGCGUCUAUUCGUGAAAUGCAGAGAGGAGUUCCGACAAAGUGUCAAGUACCCGGGAGCUAUUUACUCCGAUUUUCCACCUGUGGAGAACUCCCUACCUUACUUUCAUAUUAGCGAUGAGUAUAGAAUGUUUAACCCUGAAGGUUUACACCUUAUCGUCUGUGUCCACGGAUUAGACGGAAAUGCAGCAGAUCUUCGGCUCGUGAAGACCUACUUGGAACUUGGUCUACCUGGAGCCAAAUUAGAUUUUCUUAUGUCAGAGAGAAAUCAAGGGGAUACAUUCUCUGAUUUUGAUACCAUGACAGACAGACUCGUGCAAGAAAUUUUGACACAUAUUCAAAAUUCUAGCGAACCAGCAAGAAUUAGCUUCGUAGGCCACUCUUUAGGUACUAUUAUCAUUAGAUCUGCUCUGGCAAGGCCCCAAAUGAAACCCUUCCUAGGAAAAUUGCAUACCUUCUUAUCUCUCAGUGGACCACAUCUUGGAACACUCUACAAUUCCAGUGGUUUAGUUAAUGCUGGUAUGUGGUUCAUGCAGAAAUGGAAAAAAUCAGGCUCUCUCCUCCAGCUUUCUCUCCGAGAUGCGUCAGAUCCUCGUCGAUCCUUCCUUUAUCGACUAAGCGAAAGGAGCCAACUGCAUCAGUUCAAACACAUCUUAUUAUGUGGAUCCGGUCAAGAUAGAUAUGUGCCACUGCAUUCAGCCAGGUUAGAGCUAUGCAAAGCUGCUGCUAAAGAUACGUCUCUGCUAGGACAGGCGUAUAGAGAAAUGGUGCACAAUAUGGUGUCUCCUUUGGCUGGUCGCGCCUCAACAGUGUCUGUGGUGCGGUAUGACGUUCAACAUGCACUCCCUCACACGGCCAGUGCUCUCGUCGGCCGAGCUGCCCAUAUCGCCGCCCUUGACUCUGAUCUCUUCAUCGAGAAGUUCUUACUAGUAUCCGCGCUGAAGUACUUCCGAUAGUGGACGUCUCAAAUCAAUAACAUGAUCAACGUGACCAUUCGUUUUGUUUGUCAGUUAGGAGGGAGGGACUCUUAUGAUUGAGUUCGAAAUUAUAAAUGAAGUAAUGAAUUUAUUUGAAUAUAUAGUUCUCAUGCUCCAUUUUUAAAUACAUAUUGAUAAUAAUCUAUAUAUAAUAUACAUAUACAGUAUGUAUAGCACUAUUUUGCUCUGACUGGGGACGUAUAGAUACGUACGUAUAUAGCGUAUGGUCACGUUAAACAUUGAGUAUGGUUAUGGUGGUGGUGGUGGUGGUAAGACACUUCUCAGACUAUUUUAAAACUAAAACAUACAUCCUCAAGUCAUUUCCAUAUUCAAGUACUUAAAGUCUUAGGAGAUGUAAACGGCGUAAUUUUUUUUUAAAGCCUUAUCUUACUUGAAAUUAUAAACAAUUCUUUAGAAAAUGCUAUUCAAAAUAAUAAAAAUCAUACUUACAAUGAACACUUGAUAAUAUACAUACCAAAAAGUUUAAAUUAUACAUAUAAGUGUAUAAUGGCGGAAUUGUAAAUUUUUUCACUAGUUACGAAUUAUUACCAUCCAAUAUUAGGCCUAAAAAGAUUUUAAUGUUAUUAUGAGUGAUUUCAGAACUAUUAUUUUGGUUUAUUCUGUUUUUAAAUGAUAUACAAUUAUAUUUAGAAGUAUAAAAUGUUCAUUAUUCUCUAAAGAAAUAAAACUAAAAGUACCUAAAACUUAUGAAUAUAGUAAUAAUACGUAUUCUGCAUUAGAUAAUAAAUAA